UCUCAGAGACAUCAGUCAGAAUCAAGUGCAGGAGGAAAAGCAAAGGAAGGAUGAAAUGUCUACUCACCUUAAUAGUGGGAGGCAGUCUAGUGAGAAGAGGGAAUGUGAGUGUCAGGAGAAAUCGUCCCUUAUGGAAACUGCAACUUGCCAUGAAUCUGGAAGCAAGUUCGUCCCUAUUAGAAGAAGAGGACUUUUCUUUAGCGAUUCUGUUUUUCAAGACACCAGGAAUGACUUCCACAAGGCAAUAAAGGAGGUGCUAAGGAACUGGGGAGAGGAAUCGUCCAUCUUCGAUGAUCUCACAAGCUACAGAAACCUUCGGUCUCGAGAUCUUAGAGAGGAGAAUCAGGCUGUCACAUCACUGGAAGACGAAUCUUACCAUAAGUUUGUAAUCGAUGUUCAUGAUUUUAUGAACGGAGGAGAAAUCAGUGUGAAGGCUGUGAACGAGCGAGAGUUGGUGGUUGAAGGUCACUUGGAGAAGAAGGAAGACGGUUCCAGGUCCAGCAAGCGGUUCCUUCGACGCUUCGUUGUUCCUGGAGACAUUCAACUGGACGCUGUUACUUCCGUCAUGUCCUCAGAUGGUGUGCUGACAAUUUCGGCUCCGAAAAAGAAGCCAACGAUUGUAAUCAAAGAAGUCAAAGUACCAAUGAGCAUCGAGGAAAAAGGAAGCAAGAGCCACACACAGAUUGAAGACAAAAUCAUCAACUCGGAAGAAGGCAGCCAUGAGGCUUCAUCAGCAUUGACUAGCAGGACUAAAAAUCAAACAAAAUGUGAAGCUCAUAGUGUACAGGAAACCUCCACAAAAGCAACGUCACAGUCCUCAUCCGUCGACACUGCUUCAUUUGCGUCAAAUGAAAGUCAGACACGCAAACACAUUAUCCCAGUUCAUUAUGAAGUUGCAAAUGAAAGCAACAGCCUCGAGCAACUUGAUCGCCAGCAUCAAGUUACUCUGAAGGACAAUCAAGUUAGUGAUAAUGCUCGAAAAUCAGAGUGUGAGGCGAAAGUGUCUACUGCUUCCCUUGCAAGUGAAGGCAAACGCUCUUCAGAAAGUUCGUAUUUGCCCAUAAUCAGGAAGGGUCUGUUUUCUGAUGACCAUUUCUUCGAGAAUGUACGUCAGAACUACAGUCAGGCUGUGAAGGAAGUGUUGGAAAGUGCCAAUGAAUGGUCUGGUGAAAGGGACGCCAUGCAGGUCUACAGAAAUUUACGUCACGACAAAAUCAAAAAUGACAAGUACAAAAUCAACAUUCUUGAAAGAUGA
Messenger RNA from Penaeus monodon (black tiger shrimp), 1255 nucleotides. RefSeq lists its product as uncharacterized. The record is from RefSeq and is a predicted model, not a curated record. The transcript has 4 exons. Lineage: Eukaryota; Metazoa; Arthropoda; Malacostraca; Decapoda; Penaeidae. Bases 56 to 1255 code for a protein of 399 amino acids.